GGAAGGAGACCCUUCAAGUAGCAUAUAUCCUACAUUCUCUAGCGCAGGGUCCCCACUAAGCUUCUGAGGCAUUUUUAAGCCCACCGUUCCAAAAUAAAGGAAGGCUAGGUAAUAGGGUCCAAAUAUGACCCUACAAGCCAGUCCCAGUGACAGUGCUGUGUACUCCCAGUUAAAACCUGUAAAUAUGACUGUGGAGGGUGUGGAGGACAGUGCUGUGUUUGAGGAUAUCAAACCUGCUAUAAGGAUGCUGGAAACACAAGCAGAGCUCAGUGAGGCAACAAGAGCCGAAAUGGACAAAUAUCUUUUGAGUCAAGUUCCACCUCUGCAGAUUCUUUCAGAUAAGAAGUACAGACGAGAAAGUGCUUCUGUUGUUGAUGAAUUCUUUGAAUCAGAGAAACCUCUACAGGCCCCAUAUAGUGUGAACAUCAAUGUAAUUUUGCCAGACACUGCUCAUCUUCGUACCGGUCUCUAUCGACCCAGCAAGAGUUUCAAUGUUCUCCCACAAGUGAAGACAGAACCAGGUUGUGUAUUCCUGCCGCCAUGCUCUGCCUCUUUAACCCAGACUUUGCCUGACUUCACAAGUGUUUUCAGCAUGCCUCACUCAGUGGCUGUAAACAACAUUUUUAUUAAGCAGGAGGAGCCUCAAGAGAUUCCUCUUUCAACUUCCAGUUCCAUUACAACUCAUCCCUAUCACAUGUCUCUGCCCAACGAUGCUUUAACUGUAGCCCAGUCCAAUGGAGCCACCUCUGUAGUCAACUCAAUCAGUGGGGUCACAAUGACAACGGUCAAUGGUGGUUCCUCUGCUUUACCUAACUCCGUAAGGAUUAAUCAGGUCAAGCAGUUCCAGGGAUUAACUCAGGACGGUGUUCAAGUAACUGGACAAGUAUAUCAUUCUCCAGGUGUCAGCCUCCCGCCAUCCCCUCCAAAUUCUCAGCCAGCAAGUCCUGAAAAUCAGCCAGAGAUGAUUAACACAAUAUCACCUCCUCCACCGUACGACACAACAUUUGGACUGAAACUAGUACAACCUUCACAACUCCACACUUUGUCCAGCCAAAUGCUGCCUGUAUUACCACAGGGACAAGUGGUCAUGACAGUGCAAAAAUACAAUAGACGGAAUAAUCCAGAGUUAGAGAAAAGAAGGAUUCAUCACUGUGAUUACCCAGGCUGCAUAAAAGUCUACACUAAAAGUUCACAUCUCAAGGCACAUCAAAGGACACACACAGGCGAGAAGCCAUAUAAAUGUGCCUGGGAGGGCUGUGAUUGGCGCUUUGCCCGUUCCGAUGAGCUGACAAGGCACUACCGCAAACACACAGGUGCCAAGCCCUUUAAGUGUGGUGCCUGUGGGCGCUGCUUCUCUCGCUCUGACCACCUAGCACUGCACAUGAAGAGACACCAAAACUAGGCUUGAAGCCAUGGAUAUUGCCAACAAGGCAGCUUACUGUGCACAUGCUCAAAGACUAUUCAAGAACCUUUUCCUGUCAAAGGACAAUGGUGGCUAAAAGUCAGUGAGGACAUAGAAGAUGUGUGGGUUCUUCAAAAAAGAUUAACAUUUCAUUAUAGAUCAAAGAAAGAUAAAGGAAACAAGUCCAUAACAUUUAAAUUGUAAAUAAAUGAUUCUCAAAUGUUCCAUUUUGAAGACUUAGACGAUGCCUUUCUUUUAUAAUAGUUACAAUUGUCUUCCAUCCAUAAACGACUCUUCUUCUGCGUUUGGAACAUUAGAAGAUUUAUUUCAAAUUAUUUGAUCGUUUUUAUUUGUAUUUUUACAACAAAUGAGAACUGUUUAAAUUUUUUAUUGGGCUUUUUUUCCCCAAAGAACAUCAAGCUUUUCUCCAGUGAUGUGGAUGAAGGGAAAAAUUACCGGACGAGUGGAAAUGUUUCACUAAAAGUAUAAUGUUGUAAAUAAGGAGUUCCUGGUUGUCUUCCUUCCAAAGGUCUUGCUGGGAAUCUAACACACUGUCUUAACAUAUAUUGUAAAUAAAGAGAAUUUGCUUUCCAAUGGGAAAAA
Pelobates fuscus (common spadefoot toad) is the source of this 2005-nucleotide messenger RNA. Its product is annotated as Krueppel-like factor 5. The record is from RefSeq and is a predicted model, not a curated record. Lineage: Eukaryota; Metazoa; Chordata; Amphibia; Anura; Pelobatidae. Gene Ontology annotation, molecular function: RNA polymerase II cis-regulatory region sequence-specific DNA binding; DNA-binding transcription factor activity, RNA polymerase II-specific. Bases 125 to 1402 code for a protein of 425 amino acids. Gene Ontology annotation, biological process: regulation of transcription by RNA polymerase II. The transcript is spliced from 4 exons.